AUGAACUUUUCAACCGCCGACAUUAACUCCUUCUGGGACAUCUCCCCACAGCAGCCCGACUCCUUCUCUGCCCUCCCUGACGACGACUUCCUCGCCUUCCUCCAGAAACAGUUCCCUGGAGCCGUCGGCGCGAACCAGCCCCCGCUCUCAUUCGAGUCGCCCGCCGUCGCGCCCGGCGAUGGCAUAAACCCGCAAAGCAUCAACUCUUUCGCGCCCCCCAAUCAUUCCCCAUCCUCGUCGGACUCCAGCCCCAGCCCGCCGAGCACGCAUCACGAUUCGACCGUCUCCCGUCGUCAAUCGGGGGCGUUCAACGACCGCACGCCUGAGAGCGACAGUCCGACGCAGUCCCCGUCGAGUCUCGACGACGUCUCGCACAAGCGCAAGGCGGACCACGACGACGACGGACCCGCGAGCAAGUCGGCGCAUACUUCAUGUACCGGCGUGCUCAUGCGCGUGGAUGCUUUAAUAGCAUCGGGAGACCGUAGCAAAAAGACGGUCAGCUCGGCAAGUGCGCGUCGCAAGCCUGGGGCCCCACAGGAUGAGUCUCGACUUCUUAAGCGUAAAGAGCAGAACCGUGCUGCUCAACGUGCCUUCCGCGAGCGGAAGGAGAAGCACGUUAGAGACCUCGAGGACAAGGUCGCCGCUCUCGAAGCAAAGAACCAACUGUCCGAACAGGAGAACGAGAACCUUCGUGAUCUUCUCACAAGGUUACAAAGCGAGAACAUGAUGCUGAAGCAGGCCGCGUUCACGUUCACCGCCUCGCGCGCCAGUAAUGGCCGGCCGAGCGAGAUGACGAACAAUGCCCAGAACUCAUUCAACCAGCCGAUGCAGUUUAACUUCUCGUCACCUGGUGCCGGCCCCAGCAAGUCGCCCAUCCCGACGCAGUCGCCACCGUCGCAUUAUGACCUCAACUUUAGUUCGCUUAUCUCAUUCGACCCGAACGCCUUCGCGGCCGAUGAGCUCAACGACAGCAUGGACAUGGACCCUCCUCCGUUCUCGUCCCAAAACCCAAACCAGUACAAGACGAUCGCGUCGAACCCGAUGUUUAUGUCGUUCGCCGAGCCCUCUCCCGCCGACGCCCCGCAGAUGAUGCUCGGUGGUCAGCCAAAUCAACCUCAUUUCCAACCGAUGUCCUUCGAGUCGUUCAGCGACGCUUGGUCGCCCCCUGCGGAUGGCAACAACCAGGACGCGCUCGACCAGUUAUUUGGUGGCAGCUAUCUCGCGUCGCACGGCGGCGUCGACUUCCAGGCGCUGCUCGCGAGCACGCCCAGUGCGCUCUCGCCCAUUUCGCAUCGCACACCAAGCUUAACGUCCUCAGGAAGCUCGCCCGCGACGGGCAGUGGGUCCGCCGCAAGCCCACACACGCUCGCGAACAGCCCGGCGGGCCACGGGGAGCACAAAGACUGCCCAAAGACGAAGGAGCAGCUCGCGAAGGCCGUCGCGGAGGCCGGGCAGUCGAGCUUCGUGCAGUCGAGCCCGGCGGUGUCCCCUGCGGGGGGCGCGGACGAGUCGCCUAGUUGCGAGAUGCCGUUCGCGCCGUUCCUCCGGAAGGCGUCGGGCGCGGAGGGCGGUGGAACGCCGUUCGUGAUGUGCCGCGGGUCGUCGUUCCCGAGGACGGCGCAGAGCGACAAGAACGUGGAGGUGCUCACGGCGUGGCGGACGAUCACCUCCAACCCGCAGUUUAAGGAUGUGGACAUUAACGAGCUGUGUACCGAGUUCACCAACAAGGCGCGCUGCGACGGCACGAAGGUUGUCCUCGAACCCGAAGGCGUGCACCACAUCAUCGAGACCCUGGCGGCGCGCCAGGCGGCGAAUCAAACCAAGGCGUAG
This is a messenger RNA of Epithele typhae, 1830 nucleotides long. RefSeq lists its product as uncharacterized. Bases 1 to 1830 code for a protein of 609 amino acids. Lineage: Eukaryota; Fungi; Basidiomycota; Agaricomycetes; Polyporales; Epitheliaceae. Gene Ontology annotation, cellular component: RNA polymerase II transcription regulator complex. The transcript is spliced from 5 exons. The record is from RefSeq and is a predicted model, not a curated record. Gene Ontology annotation, molecular function: DNA-binding transcription activator activity, RNA polymerase II-specific; transcription cis-regulatory region binding.